Molecule: messenger RNA, 819 nt
Organism: Cylindrotheca closterium
Lineage: Eukaryota; Bacillariophyta; Bacillariophyceae; Bacillariales; Bacillariaceae
Source: the annotation of a GenBank genome assembly
AUGGCAUCCGAACGAGAACAAAUUCAGAAGGGAUGGACCCUCCAAUCUAGAAAUUAUGUGGUGACGGGAGGAAGCAAUGGCAUUGGGUUGGCGACUGUCAAAGCACUGUGUGCCACUGGCGCUGCUGGAGUGUUGUUCUGCUCCCGCAGUCCCUGUGAUGAAUUGUUGAAGGAACUCCAGACCAGCUAUCCUGAUUCCAACCUAUAUCACACUGCCGUCGAUGUGGCCACUUCCGAUGGUCGACAAUCCUUGGUGGACGAAGCCAAAACGGUCUUUGGUGGGAAACCCAUCGACGGAUUGAUCAACAAUGUUGGAAUCAAUAUUCGCAAACCAUUCGUGGAACAAACUCCGGAAGAGUUUCACUCCAUGAUGCGCACCAAUGUCGAUUCCGCCUACUUUUUGUGCCAAUCCUUCUCCAGUCUCUUGCAGUCAGGGUCGACCAUUGUCAAUGUUUCCUCGGCCGCGGGGGUUCAAUCCUCCGGCACGGGGGCCGCCUAUGGCAUGUCCAAGGCAGCCAUUAAUCAAAUGACCAAGAUUUUGGCCUGCGAAUGGGCUGCACGCAACAUUAGAGUCAAUGCGGUCACCCCCUGGAUGACCAUGACACCCAUGUUGAAAGAAGCUGUCAAGGCGAAUCCCACGCAAUUGGACAAGGUCCAAGAGUGGACACCGAUGCAUCGAUUGGCGGAUCCUUCCGAAGUGGCCAAUCCAAUAGUUUUCUUGUGUCUGCCAGCAUCCAGUUAUAUCACAGGCCAAGUCUUGGGUGUGGAUGGUGGAUUGACGGCACAAGGAUUUGAUGGGCCGUGUGUGACACCACCAUGA